Messenger RNA from Melanotaenia boesemani (Boeseman's rainbowfish), 168 nucleotides. The record is from the annotation of a RefSeq genome assembly. NCBI's taxonomy places the organism in Eukaryota, Metazoa, Chordata, Actinopteri, Atheriniformes, Melanotaeniidae.
AUGCCACAACUUAAACUCAAACCCUGAUUCCCCAUUCUAGCCCUCGCUUGACUAAUUUUUAUAGCCCUAGCCCCUCGAAAAGUCAUCGAAUAUUCUUACCCAAACCGACUCACACCCCAAAGCAGCAAAACUCCAAAAUCCCUUCCCUGAACCUGAUUAUGACAUUAG